AUGAAGCACAACUUCGACUACAAGGUUCCAAAUCAGAUAGGAAGUUUUGGACAGCUCGGUGUGCUGAAAAAGAAUGCAUUUGUUGUUCGAGCAGCGAAUCUAAAGGGUACCACCUUGUUUGUCAUCAAGAAGUAUAGGUAUGAAGGUGUCAAAGAAGGACCUAAACCAAAUGACAUUAUACAGCUGAUGCGUACAGAGCACGGAUGCAAGAUUUCCUACGAUCUGGCAUGGGAGGCACGCGAGUAUGCUGUCAAUUGUGUGAGAGGUAUACCAGAGGAGAGUUAUGGUAAAAUACCAAUGUACUUGCACAUGGCAAAGGAAGCUAAUCCGGGUACUCAUACUGCUUAUAAAACUGAUCCUGAUGGUAGUUUCAGAUACAUGUUCAUUGCUUAUGGUCAGUCAAUUAGAGGCUUCCACAAAGUGAUGCGGCAGGUCAUCGUUGUUGAUGGGACAUUCUUGAAGAAUAAAUACAGGGGAACACUACUAGUUGCUACAGCUUUAGAUGGUAACUCUAAUUUCUGCAUGUUGUUAUCGAGGAUGACUACACCUUGGCUUUUAUCUCAGACAGAAAUCCAUCCAUUGCUCAGCAAUACGUAUUGUCUACCAACGAGCAAGCCAUGGAAUCUGCAUCCACCAUUUGCUGAACAAUGUCAUCUCCCAUCUCCAUGGAAAAGGUACGACAUUAGGACAACUAACCCAGCUGAGUCCUUAAAUAAUGCAUUGAGAUCACCUAGAGAGUUCCCAGUAAUCCCUCUACUGGACAGCAUCAGAGAAAUGUUGACAAGGUGGUUCUAUGAGCGCAGGACAUUGAGCUCAAAGCAUAACCACCCUCUAACCAAGGCUGCUGAGAUGAAGAUUACAGAAGAAUUGAAAAGGAAACUUCCCUGUAGGCAUGCAAUCAGAGCUAUUUUCUUGAUAGGAAAGCAAUCACAUGAAUACAGUGAUGAUGUGUUCAAAACUGAGUUCUGGAGAGUAGGGUAUGAGGAAGCUAUUAACCCAAUGGGUGUUCCUGAGGAUGCAUGGUGUGUUACAGAAGAUCUUGAAGACGAACUUGUUACUUGUCCUGAGUCACGCCGAGCUGCCGGCAGAUUUGAAACAGUUGAGGACAAGAUAAGGUCGCACAAAAAGUUAAAAAGAUACACAAGUGCAGUCGAUGUGAUAAGCCCGGCCACAACAGAGCAACCUGUGAUAUGCCUAUAUAGUUGA
Microthlaspi erraticum is the source of this 1206-nucleotide messenger RNA. Lineage: Eukaryota; Viridiplantae; Streptophyta; Magnoliopsida; Brassicales; Brassicaceae. The record is from the annotation of a GenBank genome assembly.